Molecule: messenger RNA, 1043 nt
Organism: Punica granatum (pomegranate)
Lineage: Eukaryota; Viridiplantae; Streptophyta; Magnoliopsida; Myrtales; Lythraceae
Source: RefSeq, a predicted model, not a curated record
AGAGCAGAAACCCUCGAGGCCUCCAAGGUCCAAGAAUCAAAUCGUUCGUCAAACUCAGAGCAGACUUCUGUUCUUCAUCUUCGUUCUCCCGCCGACGCCCUCCUCACCGGAGAAUGGAGAGAGAUUCCCUCUGUGACUCGGCCACUCGUCGUUAAUCUUCAUCUCGGCAUCGUCCUUCACUCCUCACGGCAAGAAACCAUCGUCGAGUUUUCUUGCCUCGACGUGGAAGAACAGAACGAACAGGCCCGGCUGCUUCUCAGCUUGUAGUGUCCGACCCGAUCCGAGGUUAGAAACAAUGGCUAGUAGUAGCAGCUCCGCGACUGAACCGAGCAGUGACAUUUCUCUGCCGGAGUCGGGAGCAGCCGAAAAGCCUCAGGUUAAGCCCCUGAGGUUGCCGACGGCGGAGGAGAUUCGAGGCCAAGAUAUCUGGAACAACUGUGCGGUCCGUAGUGUUGUAAGUGGAGUAAUGGGAGGUGGGCUGGGGCUAGCUAUGGGUCUGUUGCUUGGUGCUCUGGACAAUCCUGUAAUGCAGGAUGAGAUGACGGGAAAGCAGCAGUUCAUUUAUGCUGCCAAGCAAAUGGGCCGGAAGAGCUGGAGCUCAGCGAAAGCAUUUGCUGUUAUGGGCUUUGUUUUCUCGGCUGCAGAGUGUGUUGUUGAGAAGGCCAGGGCAAAACAUGAUACCACAAAUACAGUCAUCGCUGGGUGUGUCACGGGCGGUGCAAUAUCUGCAAAAGGUGGUCCAAAAGCAGCAUGUGCGGGUUGUGCUGGAUUUGCAGCAUUUUCGGUCGUCAUCGAGAAGUUCCUUGACAGUCAUAGCUGAUGACAUCUGUGUUACUGAGCUUGGGCUCCCGGAGAGUACAUUCUUCUUUUUGGGGUGAAUCCCAGAGAGUACAUUUUUACGUCCAAUAUUAGUGCAAUUUUUUUCCUGCUAUAGAAAGUAGUGUUUAUAUGUGCUGGAACAGUGCUGAUUCCAUUUAGCUGCCAUGGAAUUGAAAUGAAUUUAGUAAGAAAUAAAACUUACAAGCAAAACAUUCAACUAGGCA